UGUUUUGCGAGGAGAGAGCAAUAAUUAAUUUUUAUUAAUAAAUUAGCUGAAUCAGCUAAAUGCUUGAAAUUUAUAAUAGCAACGCUACGGUAACAUGGCUCGGGUACCUCUCCCAUACAGCCGCUGCACUCCGGAGUUAAAGAAUCACGACAAACGCGUUGAUAAUUUUGAGGUCACUUCAAGUACAUCAAGCAACCAGUCACAAACAAUAAUGGGACAAGUACAAGGAAUGAAUAAUGUAAUCAACCCCAACGACAAACUGCUUGAAGACACUGGCCGAGUAUUCUCUACUCCACAGCGAAAUUGGUCUACACAUACAGUACAUACUGCACAUUCAACUUUUACAAUUUCUUGUUUGACACAAAAAAAUGUCUCAGAAACCACAACAACUUCUACACGGGCAACGGACCAAUCAAAUCUAGGUUUUGGGGUGAAAAAUGGAUCUAAUAGCACUGAGGCAUGGAGAUAUAAUAACUCUGACAGAGUAGAGAAUCCAAUUUCUUGUUCCGAAUAUGGAAAUGUUUCUGGAACUUCUGUACCAAGCUCUACAAGGGUAACCAAUCCAUUCGCACAAGUAAAAGGUUUUGGUGAGAAAAAUGGAUCUAACAUUGAGGCUUUGAGACAUAAUAACACUGGCCAAGUAGAGAGUUCAGAGCAAAAUUCUACAUCUACACUUUCAACCCCCACAAUUUCUUGUUCCAAACAGGGAAACGCUUCUGGAACUCCAGUACCGAGUUCUGCAAGGGCAACCAAUUCAAUCAAACAAGCCAAAGGUUUUGGAGAAAAAAAUGGAUCCAACAGUACUGAGACUAAUAAAUACACUUUUACUGGUAGUAAUAGAGUAAUAUUCUCACAGUUCCCUUCGAAACCCAGAAAGUCUAAGGCUCAGUCUAGUGUUUCUGGAACUGUUAACAUAACACAAAGGAACCCAAAAAGGAAAUACCGAAAGCUUAUAGCUCAUGGUGUUCCUCAAGAGGAAGCCAGCAAUCUGUGCUUAAUGUCCUGGCCAGAUAUACUCAAAAAGUAUCCAUCAAUAUUUGAAUUAGUACCUGAAAAACGAAGAAAACAGUUAGCACCUGACAAUCUUCACAUAACUAUGAAAAUUCCUAAACGGACUAGGGUAACUGAAAACGCACAAGAUUCCCUUAGUAAGAAGGAUGGUCAGGGAUCCGCUGAGAUAUAUUUGGUACCGGUCUCUGCAAUCAGUGGACAGCAGUCUCUUAACCAGAAUACAGGUCCUUUACGCGUUGGAAUUCGAAACAAAGAACCCAUGAACUUUGAUCAAAUGAAAAUGGUCCACCGUCAUCUACUCAUAGCUAUAACUAAGCAGUUCACAGGCGGCGGUGGACCUGAGUUCCUGAGUUUCACACGAAAGCAAGGCUGGAUCCAAGUUACAUGUGUUGACCAGCGUAGUAAGGAUUGGCUUGUGGAAGAAGUACAAUAUCUAGAGCCUUGGCCCGGGGCCCUACUUUCUGUCAUACCAGAAGAGCAAUUACCAAAUCCACCCAAGGUUGUCACUAUGAUCCCAGAAUCAGAGGCAGGGUCGGUGAAAGAAGCCUUAGAUCUACUUAAAGCACAAAACAAAGAUCUCAAUACUGGGCACUGGCACUUGCUCCAUGAGAGAGUGGAAAAGGAUAAAAGCAGGACAGUAACCUUCAUAAUUGAUGAAAAAUCAUUUGAGACCCUGAAAGCCCAGAAGCUUCAAGCGGCCCUUGGCUUUAAGAUCGUAACUUUUAGAAUCAAGGACGGUGGAUCGCAACUUAUCCGUCAACCUGCUUCUAAUCACGAUCCUGUUAGUCCCGAUAGCAGUACUAUACUUGAAAACUCAGAUCUGGGCCUGACUUAUGCCAAGAAUAAUGUUGAAACCGAUCGGGAUCAACAAUCUUCGGUACAAGCUAAAGGGAACGAGAGAAGUGGUAUAGUAGACUUAACUGCCCCGGAUCUAGCUGGAUUGAUGGAUAGACCUCAAGCUAAGAAUAGGUUUGGAACAAGGUUUAGCCAGAAUAAAGGAGUUAUAGACUUGACAGAAAAUGAUAAAAAUGUAGUAUCUGGUAAGAACAGAUUAGGAGCUAAAGUAAUAGACUUGACAGAAGAUAAUAAUAAUGAAGGAUCUGGUAAGAUCAGAUCAAGAGCUCAACAAAAAUUUGGAAGUAGGCCAACUAUUCAGAACUUAAGACCAGGUGAUGUGAGGCUUGGACAAAGCAGUAAGGAAGUAAAUCAAACAGUCAGGGGCUCCCAAUCUUCCCAGGACAAGAACGGAGCACAUUUGACUGUAAACCUGGAUAGAACUCCAAGCCCUGAAGAGGGCGGGUAUAGCUCCUGGAUAAUUCAGGAACCCAACAGCUUUUCAGCAGGAAUAGUACCUGGACUAAGCUUUUUGAACUCGGGAGGACCUCCUCAAGUUUCAGGCGAUGAACCUGGGAUUCAAGAUGCAACUGGGGCUGAUGGAGAUUCUGGUAGCGCUCUAAGAUCAGAUAAGAGAUUAUCGCCUUCAGAGGAUUUAGAUGACCGAUUACCUAAAAGUUAUAGAUUGCCUGGCAAGAAUAGUAGGAAGAAAAAAAGAACAGCUCGAGAUAGACUUUCACCAAAUAUAGUAUCACCUCGAAGAGUUAGUCAAGAUUCGGAAAGAUAUGAUAGACCUGUGUACAGUCAGGAUAGUGGCAGGAGAGAUAUAGCAAACAGUUGGGAUUAUUGGGAAUACUCAACUAUGGGACAUCCAAGAUGUAUAGAUGAAUAUUACUAUUAUUAGGAAAGACUUUAGAACCCAUCAACGUGCACACAAUUAUGACGCAUAAAUAACACUUGCAAUGCGUGGGCUAUCAAAAUCACUGCAGACUUUUCUUGGUCUAACGCUAACCACGAUUAUUUAGCAGUAGCACUAGUGUGCACGUUAAUGGGCUAUGGUUGUGGAAACAAGUUCAAACGUCAGCACUCAGCAGUGACCGACGGGUCAGAUUUUUGAUUGCGGCAGUUUUUGUAGUAUUUUGAGUAUUUUCUCUUGACUGUGGUCUGUGGGGACCUUUUACAUCUCCAAAUUUAAUGUAAGGUGUAUUUGGGUAAUUUCGGAAAUCGGAUAAUCCCGAAAAAUCAUUAACCCUUUACCAGGCCCCGAAGAACCAGCGUGUCUUAAUACGUAUUUUAUAUGCUGUUGCAACCGUAUUGAACGCCUUGUAAAAAAUGUAUUUAUGAAAGUCGGAGAUCUUCCUCUAAACCAGAAAUAAAAAUGUGGGUUACGGUUAUCCCAUCGCCUGUCUAAGUAAUGAACUGUCAUACUAGAUUUUGUCUUAUUAUAUUCUUGAUCAGGCCAAGGGAUAUAUUCCACCCACAUCUUAUAUCGGUUAUAAUAGUCAAGGUUUAACUCCAAAUCUCCUACGAACCAUUAUAUCAAUCA
Molecule: messenger RNA, 3391 nt
Organism: Cydia fagiglandana
Lineage: Eukaryota; Metazoa; Arthropoda; Insecta; Lepidoptera; Tortricidae
Exons: 2
Coding region: 95-2749 (884 amino acids)
Source: RefSeq, a predicted model, not a curated record